AUGACCUUUGGAAAUUUCUUAUGUUGCAGUGAGAACACCUUCUACCACCUUCUGCCCUUCUUGUUGGCUGUUCAUGAAAUCAACCAGAAUUCAAGGCUCUUACCCAACAUCACCCUGGGCUACAACAUCUAUCAGAACUUUUUCAGUGCAAGAAUGACAUAUGAGGCCAUGAUGGACGUGGUGUCCACAGGGCAGGAGAACAUCCCAAACUACAGAUGUGGAAGACAAAAGAACCUGCUGGCAGUCCUUGAAGAGGUGGAUUCUGAACUCUUUGAUCAUGUUUCUAAUGUCUUGAGCAUUUACAAAAUCCCACAGAUCAACUAUAAUGUCAUCAACCAGAUUGCUGAGCAAAAUAAACAUUUUCCUUUUUCAUAUCGGAUGACCCCAAACCAAAAACCUCCCUACUCUGCGAUUGUCAAUCUGCUCCUGCAUUUCCAAUGGACGUGGAUCGGCCUCCUUUCUCUGGACAAUGACAGAGGAGAAAAAUUCAAAAGAAGCUUGGAAGCUCUUGCUCUAAAAAAUGGGAUUUGCAUUGUCCUCUCAGGAACCAUCCCAGAAGCAAAUAUGAAGACAAGUGCUAGAGACACCCUCAUGCAAGAAAAAUGGGAAAUGUUCCUUUCUCUUAUCAAGAGUCAAAUAAAAAUUAUAGUAUGCCAACUGGAUUUUAAGGCCUCGGGGAUACUAACAACAGUAAUACAAGAGCUUGAUAAGAGUAAGAAAUUCAUUGUGGGAAGAGUAUGGAUUGCAACAACUUUGACAGCUUUAAGUGUAGUUCUUUUUGACCUCUUGGUUGAUCUCCAAAAUAAAUAUGCUUUGUUUUCCUUCCUCAUCCAGACAAAGGGAAGGACUCAGUAUUAUGACUUUAAAUCUUAUACAUCUAUGGUCACAGUGUAUGGAAAGGAAGCAUUCCAAUGUUCCAUUUCAAGUCCUUUGUUAUCUAAGAAGGUUUGGAAAAAAUGCAAAGAAAAAGAGAACUGGGAAUUCCCACCCCAUGAUGUGAUUGCAAGAAUCCUCUCUCAGGAUCCCUCUGGUAUUUCCAAAGUAAUUCAAAAUGUGGCAUGGGUCCUCAGUGCUGCCUCUUCCUCCCAACGGAGUAAGAGGAGAAUGCAAGUUGGAUAUUAUGAAUCAUCCCAGAUUGUGCAGCCAUGGCAGCUUCAUAGGUUCCUGAAAAACUUCCAACAUCACAAUAUUUCCAGAGAUGGGAUUUAUUUUGAUGAAAAUGGAGUUCCUCUUGGUGACUUUGAUAUCAUGCACUGGACAUCAUUUUGGGAAAAGUCUGAUGCAGGGGUGAAAAUUGGGAGUGUAGAAAGAGAAGCCUCCUCGGAAGUCAAGAUUUCCAUCAAUCAGAGUGCCAUUCAAUGGCCAACGUCAUUUAACAAAACAGUGCCUUAUUCAAGAUGUACAAAAAGUUGCUUCCCAGGUUAUGCCAAGCUUGUGAGAGAGGGGGCACCAGUUUGCUGCUAUGACUGUUCUCUGUGUAUGAAAGGAACAUUCUCUGUGCAAGAAGAUGCAUCCCACUGUGACAAGUGUCCAGAUGACCAUCAUUCCAAUAAGAAGCGAGAUCAGUGUGUCCCCAAAACUAUAAGCUUCUUAUCUUAUGAAGAAUUGUUGGGAUUCAUCCUGGCUUUCUUUGCCAUUGUUUUCUCCCUGACCACUGCCUUAAUUCUGGGAACCUUCAUUAAAUAUCGAGAAACUCCCAUAGUCAAAGCCAACAACUGUCAACUCACCUACAUCCUCCUGGUUUCACUCCUGCUUUCUUUCUUGACCCCUCUUCUAUUCAUUGGUCGCCCCAUGAAAAUGACUUGUUUGCUUCGACAAACCAUUUUCAGUAUUGUUUUUUCAGUUGCUGUAUCUUCUGUUCUGGCCAAGACGGUAAUGGUGGUGGUGGCCUUUCUGGCCACAAAGCCAGGCAGCAGCAUGAGGAAAUGGCUGGGGAAGAGUCUGCCCAACUCUAUUGUCUUAUCCUGCUCUGGUAUUCAAGUAGGCAUCUGUAUGAUAUGGCUGGGAAUUUUCCCCCCAUUCCCAGAUUCUGACUUUCAUUCCCAACCAGGACACAUCUUGUUGCAGUGCAAUGAAGGCUCGGUUGCCAUGUUCUACACUGCCCUUGGCUACAUGGGUUUUCUAGCUGCCAUUUGCUUCUUGGUGGCAUUUCUGGCUCGAAAGCUGCCAGGGAGCUUCAAUGAAGCCAAACUGAUCACCUUCAGCAUGUUGGUUUUUUGUAGUGUAUGGAUCUCCUUUGUACCCACCUACUUGAGCUCCAAAGGGAAAUACAUGGUAGCUGUGCAAAUCUUCUCCAUCCUGGCCUCCAGCCUGGGUUUACUAGUCUGCAUCUUUAUCCCCAAAUGCUACAUUAUUAUUCUGAGACCUGCCAUGAACACCAAAGAAAAUCUGAUGAUAAAAAAUCAUUAA
Messenger RNA from Crotalus tigris (Tiger rattlesnake), 2409 nucleotides. RefSeq names its product vomeronasal type-2 receptor 26-like. Gene Ontology annotation, molecular function: G protein-coupled receptor activity. Lineage: Eukaryota; Metazoa; Chordata; Lepidosauria; Squamata; Viperidae. The record is from RefSeq and is a predicted model, not a curated record. Gene Ontology annotation, cellular component: membrane. The transcript has 5 exons. Gene Ontology annotation, biological process: G protein-coupled receptor signaling pathway. The coding region runs from base 1 to 2409 and encodes 802 amino acids.